Chelonia mydas (Green sea turtle) is the source of this 2861-nucleotide messenger RNA. It is a transcript of the gene CHCHD6, whose product is annotated as coiled-coil-helix-coiled-coil-helix domain containing 6. NCBI's taxonomy places the organism in Eukaryota, Metazoa, Chordata, Testudines, Cheloniidae. The transcript has 10 exons. Bases 130 to 1146 code for a protein of 338 amino acids. The record is from RefSeq and is a predicted model, not a curated record. Gene Ontology annotation, cellular component: MICOS complex; mitochondrion. Gene Ontology annotation, biological process: DNA damage response; cristae formation.
CGGCAGCCGCCAAUGAGGCGCGGGUUUGUUGGUUGGUGAACUAGCAGAGAGUUUGUGCCGCUGAGGAGGCUGUGUGCCCCAGCUUACGUGAGGGACAGGGUGGGAUAACCCCCGUCCAGCCCCGCCGGCAUGGGGGGUAGCGAGAGCAGCCACGAGAACAGGAAGGUCUCGUUCGGGCUGGAUGAGCAGGAGCGAGUUCGGGUGCUGCAGGGCAUUAGGCUCUCUGAAGAUGUAGUGAACCGAAUGAAGGAAACUUCUCAACUUAAAGGGGACAAGAGACCAUCUUCCUUUCCUUCUCCCUCAUCCUAUGGCACUGCAUCAUCACCACAAGCUGCAAAAGGGAAGCCCAAGUGUACUACAGGAAUCCAUCCACCAACUACCAGUAGCUCUGGUCAGAAGCCCUCUGAGGCGGAGGAGGAGCUGUACAAAAGGUAUGAGCGAGAGCAGGCACUGGUCCAAGAGGAACUGCUCCGGCUGGCCAAGAGGGAACGGGAGGCAGGCAGCGAGUGUCUCAAUACAACCCUGCAACGGGAAAAGAACAGCACCAAUGAAGAGAGGCAGAAAGCAACUCGGAUGCCUGCGGAUUUGGAUGCCUGGGCACGGGAGCUACAGUGCAAGGAGGCGGAGCUGAAACGGCGAGACGCCUUCUGUAAGGAGCAGUUGGCCCGUAUUGAGAGGAAGAAUGCUGAAAUCUACAAGCUGACAUCAGAGCAAUUCCGUGAGGCAGCCACUGGUGCAGAGAACCACAUAAAACAAAGACCUGAUUUAGCUUACUCAGUGGGAGGGGGAGAGGAGGAUCUGAAAUCCUGGAUUUCAUGUGUACACAGCCUUCCUUCCCAUUGGACAGCAGAGAAGCAAAGGCGGAGGAACACUGAGCCUAUAUGCGGAGGGCUGCAGUCUGAGAUUCUGAAGUGCUACCAAGAAAACAAGCAUGAAGUACUCAAGUGCUCAGAGCUGGCCAAGGAGUACCAGCGCUGUGUUAGUUCAGCACAGAAGAUGGAAUGUGAUUACCAAAGAAGACAGAUUGCAUUAAACUUCAGCAUAUUCACAAGCUGCAGCUCCAACUCGCCUGAGAAAGAAGCUGGGAAGCUGCCAGUCCUGAGCCCCAGCCUGACAUUAUUAAAGAGUAAAUUGGAGGCUGAAUGACUGGUAACAGCAGAGGGCAGUGAAAGAUCCUGUUAGCUUGGAGGUUGUGAGGUUUUUUUAAGUUGUGUGUUUUCUUUAUAAACCAAAUACCUGGGCAAUUUUAGUUCCCAGAGAAUUCUGUGUACAGUGAACCUUGCUCGAAAGUUUCCCUUGGUGUUGUGGAAAUCUGCUGGAAAGAGGUGCUGGCAGGGUAUUGAAGCACAUGUUACAUUCAUGUGCUGCAGGUGAUGGCAAGGUGGAAGGAAAUCUCUAUGUACUGGGAGGGAAGAGAGGCUACUGCCAGGGUAACUGUGAGCUCUGAGGUUAUCAUUUGUGGUGAAUUCUCCAUCAGUGGACCUUUUUAAACCAAGAUUGGAUGUUUUUCCAGAGGAUAUGCUCUAGUUCAAACAGGAAUUAAUUCAGGGAAGUCCUGUUGCCUGUGUUAUACAAGAGGUCAAACAAGAUAAUCACAACAGUGCCUUCUGGCUUUAUAAUCUAUGAAUUAAAAGGUUCUGAAAACACUGGAUCAAAUGGAGCCCUGGUGUAAACUCUUACAGCUUCAGUGAGUUCUCUGGCUUACCCCAGGUUUAACUCUGGCCAGGGUGGUUAACCCCACUGGUGUAUGGCGUCCUCUGAACCCCAAGAUGUGUGCAUUGCCUUGGUCACAGGCUGCUGGCUAUUUUUCAUGAAAGGCUAUUACAAGAUUAACUUAAAAAAAAAAGACUUUUUUUCUUAAAUUUACCUCUUAUACUGAAUGCCCCGCUGCCUCAAGCUAUCCUGCACGUUUGUAGAUUCACCUCGGAGAAGGGUGGGGAAGAGGGAAGACAACUUCGUGAUGGUUUUAAGCUGAGCUUGAUUUCUAGACGGUGGGGUGUUGGCCUCCCACUAACCACUGUAUACAGGUGACUUUAGUUCAUUUGCACACAAAUGCUUUCCCCUCACUAGUGUACUUCCUUCUCCAAAGAUCUUGUAAUGCUCAUCAUGUUACUUAAUGAAUCCUGUAGUGCUCUGAGAGCUCCCCCUGAUGGUGGCAGAAAGGUGCCCAGGACGUAGUUUAAAUCCACGUUUCUCAAAUGUGGCCACAAUGACCAUAGCCUCCUGGGCAGUGACGGGAGGGAAGCAGCACCUCUCCCCCAGGGCCACAAGAAGGGGUUGGGCCCUCCCCCUCCUCUGGAGCCACAAACGCUGGAGGCAGCCAGUGAAUUCCCCACCUCCCCAGGGGUGGUGAGGCUUGGGCUUCGGGCAUCAACCCUGGAGCGGCAGGUGGCAGGUUCCAGUCAUGGGACUUUGCGCUUCAGCCCUGGACCCCAGCCACGCGGUGGCGGGUGCUGGCUCUGGGCUCUCACUCCCCUCCCGUUCAUUGUCCCUGGCCCCUCUACAGCCUCCUCCGGCCUCAGGCUCGUACCGUGAGGUGGCGGGCUCUGACCUGGGCUCACGUCCACCCCCUAUUAUCCCUGGCGCCCAUUGUCCCUCUACCCACCUCCCCAUCCAGGGCUUAAUUUGUGCCCUGGCUUGCCAGGGCUGAGUAAGUCUGCUGUGAAAAUUGAUAUUUGUACGGUUGUUAAUAUCAGUUAUUAUCUUGUUAAUCACUUAUCACAGCCUCCUAACUAGCUAAUAAUUCUGCUAUGAAAAGUGAUAUUAGCAAACAUACAGAUAUUACUUUUCGCAGCAGCAGAAUUACUAGCUAGCAAGUCUUUUUUUUUUUAAAAAAAAGCAACCAAAAACAAAACUACAAC